AUGACACAACAUAAUAGGGCAGAGGCGGAGGCAGAGGCGGAGGCAGAGGCGGAGGCAGAGGCGGAGGCAGAGGCGGAGGCAGAGGCGGAGCCGCAGGUGGAGCCGCAGGUAGCCAAAGCGUAUCAGCAAGAGCCUAAAGAAAAAGCCUCUGUUCUCAUUAUGUCAGCCAUGAAACAGGGUACUUAUAAGAGAUUGACGGGUGGGCGUGUAGAAUACAACCCCGACGACCCAACACACAUUACAGUUGCAUUUAUGAGCAAGUUUACUGCCCAUAUUUAUAUCAAUGAGAAUGAUGGGCGCACUGUCGAGAGUGGUGGAUUAUUCGGCAAUGCUAUCAAUGCCGCAUCAUAUAAUGGCCGCGAAAAUAUCGUGCAGAAUCUUCUUGUCGAGGGCGCCGAUGUCAAUGCUCAAGAUGGACUUCAUGGCAGCGCACUCCAAGUCGCCUCAUGUAGCGGCCACGAGCAAACUACUAAUGGCACCGCAGUCGAGGCCCCAUCGCUCAGUGGCCAUGAGAAGAUUUUUCGGAUACUAAUUUGCCAGGGUGCCGAUAUCAACAUUCAAGAUGGACAAUUCAGUACCGCACUUGACGCCGCAUCAGAAAAGAAAAUGCUCCUGAGCAAGGUGCGGAUGUUAAUGCUCGAGGCGAUCUACAGUACUCCACUCCAGGUUGCAUCACUACAAGGCUAUGAAACGAUGGCGAAAUUGCUCCUCGAUAAAGAUGCUGAUUUGGAUAAAAAGACGGCAAAGAUGUUGAUGAUCAACGUGCGAACUUCGGUGGUAACGUGCUGCGUCAUCUCAAGGCGCGAGAAGACCUCAAUGAUACGCUUUGUUCAAAACACCAAUACCUAUGAAGUGGACGAUUUCUGCAGCCACAUGCCCAAUAUUUCAUGGAAUAAUACAGAUGUUGCUCUAUGGAUACGCUCCAAUCACGGCACUGUCCAAUGGGAAAUUCCCUGGUCCAACGAAACCAUCACAUGGUCGUUAGACCGAGAUAUUACUUCUGCGACUCUGCGGAUAGAUCGUAAUUAUGGUACUAUAAUUAUGAAAUUCUCGUUUUAUGGCGAUGCGAUCCAAGCUGGAUCAACUCGAGGCCAUGAAAAGAUCGUUCAGAUGCUACUUGAUCGAGGUGUCAAUGUUCAUGCCGAAGGUGGAAUAUUCGGUACCGCGCUCCAGACCGCAUACAUUGGAGGCAACAAAAAGAUCAUACAAAUAUUGCUUGAUCAAGGUGCCUGCCAAAAUGCUCGGGAAGCUGACGGAAUCAACGUCUGA
Messenger RNA from Penicillium macrosclerotiorum, 1269 nucleotides. RefSeq names its product ankyrin repeat domain-containing protein. The record is from RefSeq and is a predicted model, not a curated record. The transcript has 6 exons. Bases 1 to 1269 code for a protein of 422 amino acids. Lineage: Eukaryota; Fungi; Ascomycota; Eurotiomycetes; Eurotiales; Aspergillaceae. Gene Ontology annotation, molecular function: protein binding.